AUGAGAGCUAGACAGUCAAAGAAGGCAACGAAAGCAUCUGAAAAAUCUGUUACUACCACAUCAUCUAAAAAGAAAUCUGUUGAUCAGAAGAAAUCUGAUGAUGGAAAGAACAAAGUUAUAGCUAAGAAGUCUAAAGCCAAAGAAACUAGUGAUGAUGUUAAAAUGCCAUUAUGGAGAAGUGUAGCUACUCAUCUAAUUAUUAGUUUGUAUUUACUUUAUUUGAUUACUAAAAAGGAAGAAGGUGUUGAAUAUGCAUUUGGUCCAGAAGUUCAAUAUAUUCUGGUUGCAAUUUUUAUGUUAGCUGUGAAUAUCUUCUUAUAUUUAAGAUCAUUUGGUCCUAAUGCAUUGAGAAAUGCCAAAUUUGCGUCUUUAGGGUUUAUUGCUAUUUCCGCAACGGCUGUUCUAUCUUGUAAAGUAGUUGAAGCAGACUUCACUCCAUUACAAUUCGUAUUUGCAAGUAUUUUAAACCAUUUGGGCUGUAGCAAAGAGUUUCUAGAUUCACAUUUCUUUGUAGGAGUACCAGAUGAUGCUAUGAAAUAUAUUUAA
Vanderwaltozyma polyspora DSM 70294 is the source of this 546-nucleotide messenger RNA. RefSeq lists its product as uncharacterized. The record is from RefSeq and is a predicted model, not a curated record. Lineage: Eukaryota; Fungi; Ascomycota; Saccharomycetes; Saccharomycetales; Saccharomycetaceae. The transcript has a single exon. The coding region runs from base 1 to 546 and encodes 181 amino acids.